This is a messenger RNA of Alternaria atra, 1152 nucleotides long. RefSeq lists its product as uncharacterized. Lineage: Eukaryota; Fungi; Ascomycota; Dothideomycetes; Pleosporales; Pleosporaceae. The transcript is spliced from 2 exons. The record is from RefSeq and is a predicted model, not a curated record. The coding region runs from base 1 to 1152 and encodes 383 amino acids.
AUGUCACAGCAAACCGAGCAAGCACGAGCGUUCGCCGAACAUGACCUACGACAGGCCGUCCUGCGUCGUGUACCACAGCUUAUGAGCAUUAAAUCCGGGUGGGAGAAGCCUGAGAUUCCGAGUCUCCAUCAUCACGACUUGGCAGACCAUCUACUUGCCGCAGUCCAAAGCUACACACACGAUGCAAACAUGGCGAUCAUCGCCCGUGUUUUACAACUACCCCAGGAACUGCGAGAUAAUAUCUACAUGUAUCUAUGGGGAACUGACGAGGAGCACGAUCCGAGCCGCAGUCUGCUCUACUGGUGGGACUCCUUCGACGAGCCUUGGUUCUCCAAGGACGAUGAUCUCUGCAAAUCGCGAUGGCUAAAGACGGUGUCGAUGAAUCUUCGACCUCCGCACUUCAUCGACAAAUCUUUCGUAGGACCAGUCUUCGCUAAAGAGGCUCUCAAGCGAUUCAAGGACACUGUCGGGAAAGAUCUACGGCCAAUCGGCGAGAAGAACCCUGUAGCUGAAUACGGAGUACAUGACACGUCUAUGGAGGAAUUUGUAAGCAAGGACGCAUUUGGGGUCGGAGUAACGGUGGAAGAGUUGGCACGGAACCUGGAUCUGCGGGUGAACUUCCAGUGUGAUACACUGACCGACGAUGAAUUUGCUGAGAUCCAGAAGAGCAAGGUACAUGACCAAGGGUCACUCGUGACGGGUACAACAGUAUACACACGGGACGACUACCUCUGCGAUCUCAAUGACGGUGUCACAGCUCUACUGAGCAUUCCGCACAAUAACCGUGUCAUCACUCACAAUGAGCAUGGCCGACAUAUCCAAACGCGAGCAAGGGUUGUCACCCUUGCUAUAAGACAAGAAGACGAUUUUAUAGUCAGAGAUCUUUCUCCCAUACUAAAACUCGUCGCCCGUACCUACCAUGGCCUGAGAGCAAAGGGCUUCACAGUCAAAGUUCAAUACUACAGUGAGGACAUUGAACUUAAUGUGUUAUUCGAAGACGACGUCUGGGAGUGGACAAACGAUGAUUGGAAAAAGAACCGGUUCGCGAAGAACAAAUUUGGGAUAGGUCAUAGCACCUCAGCUGAGAGGUACGUUUGGGAACAACUUCGAGAACAUUUGUUCCAAAAGCCAGAUGAGGAUGUCUUACCCUGA